AUGUGUUCAAAGACUAUUGCUGACUGUGUUGAAGCUCUUAUAGGAGCAUACCGCGCUGGUGGUGGAUUGAUUGCUUCACUUCACGUGAUGAAAUGGCUUGGAAUUGAUUCGGAACUUGAACUAUCCAUGGUUGAAGAAGCCAUUGCUGCUGCAUCUCUACAUACAUAUAAGCCAAAAGUAAAUGAGAUUGCAAGCCUGGAGACAAAAAUUGGAUACGAAUUUUCUGUCAAGGGACUCUUAGUGGAGGCAACCACACAUUUAUCUGAGACAGAACAUGGAACUGGCUGCUACUAUGAGAGGCUUGAAUUCCUCGGUGACUCGGUGUUGGACCUUCUCAUCACAUGGCAUCUAUAUCAGAGUCACACUGAAAUUGAUCCGGGAGAGCUGACUGAUUUGCGUUCUGCUUCUGUCAAUAAUGAAAGUUUUGCUCAAGCUGCUGUUAGACGUAACCUUCACCCGCACCUUAUGCAUAGCUCAGGAUUAUUACAAGGCCAAAUAUCAUAAUAUGUGAAGGCCAUUUCUGAAUCAGAAGACAACACUGUAUCACUCCCAGGGUUUAAAGCUCCCAAGGCGCUUGGAGGUCUAGUUGAGAGUAUCGCAGGAGCUAUACUAAUUGAUACGAAGCUCGACCUCGAUCAAGUGUGGAAGGUUUUCAAUCCUCUGUUAUCUCCCAUUGUUACUCCCGACAAACUUGAACUGCCUCCAU
Lathyrus oleraceus (garden pea) is the source of this 706-nucleotide messenger RNA. Its product is annotated as endoribonuclease Dicer homolog 3a. The transcript has a single exon. Gene Ontology annotation, biological process: siRNA processing. Gene Ontology annotation, cellular component: cytoplasm; nucleus. Gene Ontology annotation, molecular function: RNA binding; ribonuclease III activity. The record is from RefSeq and is a predicted model, not a curated record. Lineage: Eukaryota; Viridiplantae; Streptophyta; Magnoliopsida; Fabales; Fabaceae. The coding region runs from base 1 to 504 and encodes 167 amino acids.